This is a messenger RNA of Symphalangus syndactylus (siamang), 591 nucleotides long. It is a transcript of the gene PGLYRP1, whose product is annotated as peptidoglycan recognition protein 1. Gene Ontology annotation, molecular function: peptidoglycan binding; peptidoglycan immune receptor activity; N-acetylmuramoyl-L-alanine amidase activity. The record is from RefSeq and is a predicted model, not a curated record. NCBI's taxonomy places the organism in Eukaryota, Metazoa, Chordata, Mammalia, Primates, Hylobatidae. Gene Ontology annotation, biological process: defense response to Gram-positive bacterium; innate immune response; detection of bacterium.
AUGUCCCGCCGCUGCGCGCUGCUUGCCUGGGCUUUCCUCGGCCUCCUUCGACUCGGAGCGGCUCAGGAGACAGAAGACCCGGCCUGCUGCAGCCCCAUAGUGCCCCGGAACGAGUGGAGGGCCCUGGCAUCACAGUGCGCCCAGCGCCUGAGCCUGCCCUUACGCUAUGUGGUGGUGUCGCACACGGCGGGCAGCAGCUGCGACACCCCAGCCUCGUGCCAGCAGCAGGCCCGGAAUGUGCAGCACUACCACAUGAAGACACAGGGCUGGUGCGACGUGGGCUACAACUUCCUGAUUGGAGAAGACGGGCUCGUAUACGAGGGCCGUGGCUGGAACUUCAUGGGUGCCCACUCAGGUCACUUAUGGAACCCCAUGUCCAUUGGCAUCAGCUUCAUGGGAAACUACAUGGAUCGGGUGCCCCCACCCCAGGCCAUCCGGGCAGCCCAGAGUCUAUUGGCCUGCGGUGUGGCUCAGGGAGCCCUGAGGUCCAACUAUGUGCUCAAAGGACACCGGGAUGUGCAGCGUACACUCUCUCCAGGCAACCAGCUCUACAACCUCAUCCAGAAUUGGCCACACUACCGCUCCCCCUGA